Molecule: messenger RNA, 582 nt
Organism: Anolis sagrei ordinatus
Lineage: Eukaryota; Metazoa; Chordata; Lepidosauria; Squamata; Anolidae
Gene: CMC1
Product: C-X9-C motif containing 1
Cellular component (GO): mitochondrion
Source: RefSeq, a predicted model, not a curated record
UGCUCUAGUGAUGACAACGGGGGCGGGACGUACUGAGCAUGCGCUGUAGCCUAGCCGGAAAUGGUGGACACGCGAGGAGAGAGCGGAGACGGAGAACGUCCCAGAAAUGAACCGCUUAGACAUGUAGAAAAAGAUGUUUUGAUUCCAAAAAUGAUGAGAGAAAAGGCCAGGGAGCUGUGUUCUGAUAAAGUGCAAGCCUUUACCAAGUGUUGUCAGGACACAGGUUUUCUGAUGGUGUUUAAAUGCCGAGAGGAAAAUGCUGCACUGAAAGAAUGUCUUACUGGCUACUAUACUGAUCCAGCAUUUUAUAAAGAAUGUGAGUCUGAAUACUUGAAACAAAGAGAGGAAUACAGAACAACAGGAAUUCGUCCUUCACAAAAGCAACAGAGGCUUCCCACCAGCAUGUAGUCAAGUUGUACACAUUUGGCAGAAGCUUGUUGAUUUUUAAUUUGUAAUAUACAUUUUGGAGCCCAGCAGAUUCUACAAUGAAGGUUUUUAUCCUGAUUGUGCUAAAAUUGAAGGAGUUUGUAUGGCCUCAUAUUGUAAAUAAUAUACCUAAAUAAAGUAAUCCAGAGAUCAUGA